This is a messenger RNA of Centrocercus urophasianus (Greater sage-grouse), 435 nucleotides long. Its product is annotated as phospholipase A2, membrane associated-like. The transcript has 4 exons. Gene Ontology annotation, molecular function: calcium ion binding; phospholipid binding. The coding region runs from base 1 to 435 and encodes 144 amino acids. The record is from RefSeq and is a predicted model, not a curated record. Gene Ontology annotation, biological process: negative regulation of T cell proliferation; lipid catabolic process; arachidonate secretion. NCBI's taxonomy places the organism in Eukaryota, Metazoa, Chordata, Aves, Galliformes, Phasianidae.
AUGAGGAAUCUCCUGCUCGCCCUGCUGCUGGCUUAUGGGCUGCCUCCGGCGCGUGGCAGCUUGCUGGAGCUGGAGCGCAUGAUCAGAGUGACCACAGGGAAGAGUGCCCUGCUCUCCUAUAGCUGGUAUGGGUGCUUCUGCGGCAUCGGGGGCAGAGGGACCCCAGUGGACCCCACUGACACCUGCUGCCAUGCCCACGACUGCUGCUACAGGCAGCUGCGAGAGAGCAGCUGCAGCCCCCUGAUAACCCCGUACCAAUUCGAUGUCACCGAUGGGGACAUCACCUGCGGUGAUGAGCAAAGCUGGUGCAAGAGAGAGACCUGCCUGUGUGACAGGGCCAUGGCUUCGUGCUUUGCCAGCGCUCUGCCUUCCUACAACGUGUCCUACCGCUUCUACUUCAAGCUGAGGUGCAGAGGGAGCAAGCUGCAGUGCUGA